Molecule: messenger RNA, 2197 nt
Organism: Drosophila bipectinata
Lineage: Eukaryota; Metazoa; Arthropoda; Insecta; Diptera; Drosophilidae
Gene: hll
Product: heimdall
Cellular component (GO): endoplasmic reticulum; membrane
Molecular function (GO): long-chain fatty acid-CoA ligase activity
Source: RefSeq, a predicted model, not a curated record
CCGACCGUGUUUAUUCAUCGCCAGCCUCUGAGCAAGCAUGACCGAUCUAAAGCCGGCCACGAGUUAUACGAGCACCUCGCUCCACGAAGCAGUCAAGCUCCGCCUAGACGAAGGAGGAGCCUUUUCGCAGAGCAUCAAACCCCAGACGGUACCACAUUUUUUUUCUGAAGUCUGCGAGAAGUAUCCUGAACUGCCAGCCUUGACAUGGGAGACCCCUGGAGCCGGUGUCGACGGCUGGACCACCGUGAACUACCGCGAGUACCAGGAAAACGUGGAACAGGCCGCCCUCAUGUUGCUGAGUGUUGGCCUGAAGGAGCGUAGUUCGGUGGGCAUCCUCGCUUUCAAUUGCCCAGAGUGGUUCUUCGCCGAGCUGGGCACCUUUCGAGCUGGAGCCGUUGUGGCUGGAAUUUAUCCCAGCAACUCGGCAGAGGCAGUGCAUCAUGUGUUGGUCACCAGCGAAUCCAGCGUUGUCGUGGUGGAUGACGCUCAGCAGAUGGCCAAAGUAAGGGCCAUCAAGGAUAGGCUUCCCCUGCUCCAGGCAGUCAUCCAAAUCCACGGACCCUUCGAGGCCUUCGUGGACCAAGAGCCGGGCUACUACAGCUGGCUGAAGCUGCAGGAGAAGACCUACCCCAGCGAGCUCAAGGAGGAGCUGCUGGCCCGGGAGAGCCGAAUCUGCCCCAACGAGUGUGCAAUGCUGAUUUUCACGUCCGGAACCGUGGGACUGCCCAAAGCUGUAAUGCUAUCCCACGACAAUAUUAUCUUCGACACAAAGGCCGCUGCCCAUUUGCUGAAGGAUGUCCAUAUCGGCAAGGAAAGUUUCGUGAGCUACUUGCCCUUGAGCCAUGUGGCUGCCCAGAUCUUCGAUGUUUUCCUGGGAUUGUCGCACGCCGGCUGUGUCACUUUUGCGGAUAAGGAUGCCCUGAAGGGUACCCUGAUCAAAACAUUUAAAAAGGCGAGGCCAACGAAGCUGUUCGGAGUGCCGCGGGUGUUUGAGAAGCUCCAGGAGCGAUUGGUGGCAGCUGAAGCUAAGGCCAAGCCCUAUUCCCGGCUUCUGCUGGCUCAGGCUCGGGCUGCAGUGACCGAGCACCAGAACACAAUAAUGGCGGGAAAAACCCCAUCAAUCUACGGCAACGCUAAAUACUGGCUAGCUUCCCGCGUAAUAAAGCCCAUUCAUCAAAUGAUGGGUCUGGAUAAUUGUCGUGUUUUCCUGACUGGCGGCGCCCCAACCUCCGAUGAGCUGAAGGAGUUCUUCCUGGGCUUGGACAUUGCCCUGGGAGAGUGCUACGGAAUGUCAGAGAGUGGGGGGGCCAUCACUCUAAAUGUGGAUAUAAGCAACAUCUACAGUGCGGGCAGAGCGAUUGAAGGACUGGAUCUAAGGGUCCACGAGCCUGACUGUAAUGGCCAGGGCGAGAUUAUCAUGCGGGGACGUAGUAACUUCAUGGGCUACCUGGGGCUUCCGGAAAAGACUGAAGAGACCAUUACGGAGGAUGGAUGGCUGCGCUCUGGCGACCUGGGCUUCAUUGACUCUAAGGGCAACCUCAUUAUUUCGGGACGACUCAAGGAGCUGAUCAUCACGGCCGGCGGCGAGAACAUUCCUCCCGUGCACAUCGAGGAACUCAUCAAAAAAGAACUGCCCUGCGUGAGCAAUGCUAUUCUGAUCGGAGACCACCGCAAGUACUUGACCGUUCUCCUGGCCCUGAAGACAAAGUCUGAUCCCAAGACAGGGGUGCCCCUGGAUGCCUUGCGAGAGGAGACGAUUGAGUGGCUUCGGGAACUGGAUAUCCACCAGACGCGCCUCUCUGAUCUCCUUUCCAUCCCCGCCGACCUUCAAGUCACCAAUGACUCGGCGGUGCAGACUGCUGCCCUGGAGAUCUCUGCCGAGCCCAAGCUCCUGGAGGCUCUGGAGGAAGGUAUCAAACGGGCCAACAAGAACGCCAUCUCGAAUGCACAGCGAGUGCAGAAGUUUGCCCUUGUUCCCCACGAAUUUUCAGUGGCCACCGGCGAGCUGGGACCUACGCUUAAAAUCCGGCGGAAUAUUGUCCACGCCAAGUAUGCCCAAGUCAUCGAGCGCCUCUACAAGUGAGUGCUCCGGGGUCAACGCAUUCAUUAUAGCCUAGGUUAGAUUUAUUUAAGCUUACAUUGUAAUCAUAUUACAUGUUUAGAAAUUUCAAUACAUUUGUUUGUAAUAGCUUUUAAA